Nipponia nippon (crested ibis) is the source of this 1584-nucleotide messenger RNA. Lineage: Eukaryota; Metazoa; Chordata; Aves; Pelecaniformes; Threskiornithidae. The record is from RefSeq and is a predicted model, not a curated record.
AUGGAUUUUGCAGAGAAUGAGAACGUGCAGCUGCAGGACAGGAACGAGAGGCCGUACGCGCUCGGAGACCCGCAGGAGAGGAUGGGGAAGCUGGCUGGCUCCAGAACAGAUUUGGCAGCCAGAAUGGUCUUCAGGGAAGAGGAAAAACUGAAGAUUUCCAAAGACCUUGUUGAUCUCCAGAUUGAGACAAACAAAAUGAAGGAACAGUAUGAGACGGAGAACUUUGAACUGAAAAAUAUGAUCCUGGCCCUGGAGAACCGCGUGCUGGAGCUGGAGCUCUGCAGUGAGAAAGUCACUGGGGAGCGGGAUGCCUUACGGGAACAUCUGCACGCUCUGGAGAGCAGUCGGAAGGAGCUGGCGGAUGAGUACAUCAUUUUGAAAAGCAAUUACCUGGCCCUAGGCAAAGAACUGGAGCAGGAGACUCUGACCUUUUCCCGACUCUCCGUUUCCUCCUCCUCUUUUGUUCAGCGGGCUUACGCCGUCUGCAUCGGCGGUCUCUCGGCGCGGAAGGUGAAGCCAGAAGAUGCAGUUGCCUCUGAAGACGAGCGGCAAAAGCUGGAGAGAAACUUGCUUGGAAACCAGGAUCCCAUCAAAGCGGAGCUCGAACAACUGAAGAAAACCUACGAUUUGCAGCAGCAGAAGCUGGAAGAGAGAGUGAUCGCCAUGGGGAAGGAGCUGCAGGAGGCGAAGGGAGCGAUCGGGGACACCCAGCAGAAGCUGGCGGAGCAGUCGGCGGUGCUGCUCACCUCCCAGAGCCAGCUCCAAGAGGUGGAGGCGGAGAACUCCCGGCUGCAGCUCCGGCUGAAGGAGCUGAACGAGGACUAUCGCUCCCGGCUCGCGCAGUACGUCAAGGACGUGGCGGACUACAUGGACAGCAAAUCCAGCAACGUAAGGGGGCCUGGCAAAGCCCCAGCUGAUCAGGCCCACAUGAAACGCUUUGUGGACAGCAUGCUGAAGGAUAUCAGGGCUUCCUACAAGUCUCGGGAAGAGCAGCUAGCUGGAGCGGCACGUGGCUACAAGAAACGCAUGAAGAACUUGGUCAAGAAGCAUGAGAACCUGCUGAUUGCUUACGGGCUCCAGCGAGAGCAGAUCCGGUCCUUGGGCAGCAGCGCUAUGGAUUGCGGCCCUGCCGAGCUCCACUUUUCCAUCACAGACCCAGAGCUGCUGACGAACACAACCCGGGAGCUAAACCGGCUGCGGGAGGAUAAAGCAAAACUGGAGAUGCAGCUCCAUGAAUUGCAGAAGAAAAGACUGAAAGAAACCUCCGCCUUUCCGCUGUCUCCCGAGCAGCAGCGGGAUGAGGAGGGCUGGGCAGAGGUCAGGAAGCAGCUCCGGGAGUUUGUGCACACCACCCAGGAGGAUUUGGAGCAGGAGAGGAGCCAGCUGCUGACGCGGGCGAUCGUGGCGGAAGAGCAGGUGUUGGAGCUGCAGGAAUACAUAGAUAAGCAUCUUGCAAGGUACCAGCAGGAGAUCCUCCGGUUGAGGACGCUCGCCGGCAGCGAGGUGCCACGCGCGCUCAGUGCCGGCGCGGCCGAUAUUCACUCACUGCCUGGAGCGAGAAGGAGCGUCAGCCACCGACCGUAG